This is a messenger RNA of Symphalangus syndactylus (siamang), 337 nucleotides long. RefSeq names its product small nuclear ribonucleoprotein G-like. The record is from RefSeq and is a predicted model, not a curated record. Gene Ontology annotation, biological process: spliceosomal snRNP assembly; mRNA splicing, via spliceosome. Gene Ontology annotation, molecular function: RNA binding. Gene Ontology annotation, cellular component: P granule; U2-type prespliceosome; spliceosomal tri-snRNP complex. NCBI's taxonomy places the organism in Eukaryota, Metazoa, Chordata, Mammalia, Primates, Hylobatidae.
AUGGACAAGAAGUUAUCAUUGAAAUUAAAUGGUGGCAGACAUGUCCAAGGAAUAUUGCAGGGAUUUGAUCCCUUUAUGAAUCUUGUGAUAGAUGAAUGUGUGGAGAUGGCGACUAGUGGGCAACAGAACAAUACUGGAAUGGUGGUAAUACGAGGAAAUAGUAUCAUCACGUUAGAAGCCUUGGAAUGAGUAUAAAAAAAUGGCUGUUCAGCAGAGAAAGCCAUGUCCUCUCUCCAUAGGGCCUGUUUUACUAUGAUGUAAAAGUUAGUUCAUGUACAUUUUCAUAUUAGACUUUUUGUUAAAUAAAUUUUUGUAAUAGUAAAAAAAAAAAAAAAAA